This is a messenger RNA of Medicago truncatula (barrel medic), 1262 nucleotides long. RefSeq names its product MADS-box transcription factor 1. Gene Ontology annotation, cellular component: nucleus. The transcript is spliced from 8 exons. Gene Ontology annotation, molecular function: protein dimerization activity; RNA polymerase II transcription regulatory region sequence-specific DNA binding; DNA-binding transcription factor activity. The coding region runs from base 274 to 1008 and encodes 244 amino acids. Gene Ontology annotation, biological process: positive regulation of transcription by RNA polymerase II. The record is from RefSeq and is a predicted model, not a curated record. NCBI's taxonomy places the organism in Eukaryota, Viridiplantae, Streptophyta, Magnoliopsida, Fabales, Fabaceae.
UUACAUUAUUUGAUUUUGGAGUUAGCAUUAGCACUCUCAUUAGGGCUUGAUUGAUAAAGAUGGUUUUGCUCACAUUCUUAAUACACGUACCUCUCACCAUCACAACUUGAUGAGUUAUAACACUUCACACACACACCAAUACCAUCUCUUAAUUAUUAAAUAAAUGCAAAAAUACUAAAAGAAAAAUUCUUAGGUUUUAUAUUUUGUAAUUUUUGUGAGUGGAUAUAUAAAUAUUUGAGUGUAAGAAGAUUUGUGAGGUUGAAGAGAAGAAAGAUGGGAAGAGGAAGAGUAGAGUUGAAGAGAAUUGAGAACAAGAUCAACAGACAAGUUACCUUUGCAAAACGAAGAAAUGGUCUUUUGAAAAAAGCUUAUGAACUUUCUGUUCUUUGUGAUGCAGAGGUUGCUCUCAUCGUCUUCUCCAAUAGAGGAAAACUCUAUGAGUUUUGCAGCACUUCAAGCAUGCUCAAAACGCUUGAGAGGUAUCAGAAAUGCAACUAUGGAGCACCUGAGGCUAAUGCUCACUCAAAGGAAGCUUUGGAAUUAAGCAGCCAACAGGAAUACUUGAAGCUGAAGGCACGUUAUGAAUCUCUACAACGCACUCAGAGGAACCUUAUGGGAGAAGAUCUUGGCCCUCUAAGCAGCAAAGAUCUUGAAACACUUGAAAGGCAGCUAGAUUCUUCAUUGAAGCAAAUCAGAUCCACAAGGACCCAAUUCAUGCUGGAUCAGCUAGGUGAUCUUCAACGUAAGGAACACUUGCUAUGUGAGGCAAACAGAGCUCUUAGACAAAGGAUGGAAGGGUAUCAAAUAAAUUCACUCCAACUGAAUCUGAGUGCUGAAGAUAUGGGAUAUGGACGCCAUCAUCCAGGUCAAAACCAGGGUGAUCAUGAUGUAUUUCAACCUAUUGAGUGUGAACCAACGUUACAAAUUGGAUAUCAGGCUGAUCCAGGAUCAGUGGUGGUGACAGCAGGGCCAAGCAUGAAUAACUACAUGGGUGGAUGGUUACCAUGAUGAUGAUGAUGAUGAUAAUUAAAGCUAUAUAAAGAGAGAGUGUGAAGCAUGCAUGCAUAAAGAUCAAUCUCACUAUUCCAACUUUCAAUUUUAUCUCAAAGCAAAAGGGAAAUAAUUUGUAAUACUAUCAUGUAAUGUAAUUGACUUAACUAGCUAUAUCAAUGUCUACGUACCAUGUAGGCAGAAUAAUAUAGUAAGCAGUGUUUUGUUCUUUGUAAGUUUUCAUAAAAUGUUCCCCUUAAUUGCUUCCAUCA